AUGUUUAUUAUCACCAAGAGCAAAAUGAGUAGACCAGCAUCUUGCAAAAGUAGAAAGAGCGAAGUCGACGAGUCCCUUUUCGGUAUAAAAUUAGUCCAAAUUACCUUAUAGGAAGCAAUAAAAGAAAUGAUGCUAAAACUGCUAAAGUAGUUUAGAGUGUUAGGAAGGGAGACACUUCAAAUCCAGAUGUUGUAUUAAUAGGAGAAGCAGAAUUAUAGAGAAUGAAAGUUUGUUUCAUUUUAAACUUUAGAAUAAUGCUAUUGUAACAACCAAGGAUGAACAAUUGUAUUAGAAGAAACUCUUAGAGGAACAAAAGGAAAAGCAAAUGACAGCUGCUAAGGCUAAGAAAUAAAAAAUGAUCCAACUGGAAGAAGAAAAAAAGAAACAAAUUCCUUUGACUGCACAACAAUAGGAAGAUAAGGUAGUCAAAGACAGUCUCAAUGCAAGGGUAUCGAUCUAUCUUUGAAUCUAGGCUGCUGAAAUUUUGAAUGAACAGUUAGAUGAUGUUAAAGAGAUGAACAAGAUGGUAAUGUAUGCCAAAUGUGUUACAAUCAGAGACAAAUAACUAUAAGAAAAACAAUAAUUGAAAGAAGAAUUCAAAAAUUAAGAGAAACGAAAAGAUCUUAUGAUGGAAAUUGAAAGGCUUAAAUCAGUUAAAUAUUAUGAAGAAAAAGAUGUCUAACAUAAAUCAGAAUUGAAAUAAGGUCAUGGCAUUAUUGUAGAACAAAUUAAAGAGAGAGAGUUGAUUAGACUCAAGGAAAAAGAGGAAUAGGAGAGAGAAGGCUAAGUUAUGAUUAAACAAAUUAAAUAAGUUCAAAUUGAAGAUCAACAAAAAAAUCUAUAAAGAAAACAUAUGUAGAAGAAAUUACAGGAUGAAAUCUUAGAAGCCAACUCAAAAGCCAUUGUUGUAAAAGAAAAGAGAAGAUUGGAAGAGAAGGAAGAAGAAGAAAAGAUUGCAAAAUACAAUCUAGAAAAGGCAUAGAAAGACGCAGAAAUCGUAGAAGAAUAGAGGAGAAUCAAGGAAGAAAAAGAAAGAGAUGUUUAAAGAUUAAGAGAAAUGCAAGAGAAAGCCUAAGAUAGAUAGGCUGAAUUGGAUUUGUUAAGAGCCAAAAGAGCCAUGGAAUAAAAUGAGAGAGCUGCCAGAGAAAAAGAAAGAAAAGAAGCAGAACUCAGAUAAAAAUUAAACUCUGAAUUGUAUUAAGCAAGAAAAGUUCAAUAGAAUGAAAAAUAAGAAAAGUUAGAAGAAUAAGUACUUAAACACAUUAUUCUAUCAAGGCUAGACUUGAAAGGGAUGAAUUCCAAAGGGUUAUUCAAAAGUAAAAGCAAGAGCGUGAAAAUGAACUUAGAUUAUAGUAAGAGAAAGAACAUUUGGUUAAAAAACAUGCCGAAGAGUUGAGAAAAUAGAUCUCUAUGAAUGAAGAAAAAAGAAAGUAAGAAGAAAGAGAUAAGUAUCUAUUUUUCAUCAUUUUGAUAGACUUGAAGAAGGAAAAAAGAUCAGAGAUAAAAUGAUAAAUGAGAAGAAAUUAUUAGAGAAUAUUAAGGAUUAGAAAUUGAAGGGGCUCAAUGAUAAUACAAUACCCGAUAAAUAUAAGGCUGAAUUAGCAAAAAAGAAAAUCAAUAUCCAAAUAUGAUUCAUCACAGAUACACAUAAAGAC
Messenger RNA from Paramecium octaurelia, 1655 nucleotides. Lineage: Eukaryota; Ciliophora; Oligohymenophorea; Peniculida; Parameciidae. The record is from the annotation of a GenBank genome assembly.